CAUGGCAAAUACCUAAAAUUUUGGUGAAGAUUUUUGUUACCAUAAGUUAGCCAAUUUUAGUACGAAUAAGAAAAUGAACCAGAGAUGGUAGCGGGACACUGCUACUAGCAAAUUUUCUUUUUGACUCGUAUCCAAGCAAGGAACAAAGUUUUAGUGAUGACUAAAAUUUCGCUAGGGUAGACUUUGUCCAAACAUGGAAACGUACCCGUACCAAAACCAUCUCAGAACUGUUUUGAGAUGCUACCUCCUUCCGUCUGAAAAUCCUCUUCGCGGCGGACAGCGCAGACUUUCCCAACAACAAUAAAGUCUAGCCCCGAUGGCGCCGGCGAAGCCCUAAGCGAGCCGUCGUGUCCGCCGGACUGGCAAGCAGCUGCUGUGGGGAACGAUGGCUGACUGCGGGGCGGAGGCGGCGGAGGCAAAGACGUCGGUUUGGUGGGACAUUGACUGGUGCGCCGUCCCCACCGGCGGCUGCGACCCCCACCGCAUAGCGCACAACGUCAUCGCCGCGCUCGCCGCGGCAGGCCGCAAGGGCCCUGUAUCGUUCUUCGCCUACGGCGACUCCUCCCGUAUCGCCCCGGGUGUCCUGGAAGCCCUCUCCGCCACCGGCAUCCCCCUCAACCACGUCUCCGCCGGAGCUAAAGAUGGAGUUGACAAGAAGAUGUUGGUCGACAUGGUGUUCUGGGCAUAUGACAAUCCUCCUCCAGGCAAUUACUUGCUCAUCUCGGGCGAUCGAGACUUCUCUGAUCUCCUUCAUAGGCUUAUGAUGAAGAAGUACGAAAUCCUACUAGCGCAGCCUCAAAAUGCAUCAUCUCGAGCUCUUGUCACCGCAGCAAAGACUGUUUGGCUCUGGGAAAGCCUUGCCGCUGGGAAGCCUGAGUUGGCAGAAUCACCACAUUCACAUAAUGUGCCAGACUGCAACCGGAAUUCAAAUAAUGUGGAUGCAUCAAACUGCUCACAUAGUAAGGCUCGAGCCGUGCAUAGUAAGAGUGACAGUAAUCUGAAGGCAGGAGUGAAGCCGCUUCAAAAAUAUGUAAAGAAAUCAAACAUCACAUCAAGUUUUGCACCCAAUCAUGGUCAACUAGAGUCAGUUCUUGGAGUUUCCAAAGAUUCUACUGGAAGAACUGUUAGUGAGCUGGAACAGUCUUCUGUUUCAUCGUCAUCAAGUUCUGAAUCAAUUGAUGGAGCAAAGGUGGAUCAAUCAAGUCUGCUAGGCACUCCUACUUUGUCCCAAUUGUCAGCUCAGAAACCUGAAGUGCCAGCUCAUUUGCAUCCAAUGGAAAUAUCACAGGGGUUCAACCGUGGUGAGGAACCUAUCAAAUCAACUAAAUGCGCUCCAAGAAAUGGAACUCUUGAUGGCGUUAGUAAUGUGUACUAUCAUCAAAUGUAUCAGCAAUCAAAAUAUGAUAACAACGGAAAAGGGGGUAACGAAUGCAAGAUGAAGCCACUUCAAAAGUAUGUAAAGAAGACAAGCAUCACAUCUAGUUCUGGAAAUCAAGUUGAUUCAGUCGAAGUUUAUGAAUGUUCAAAUGGAACCACUAGGAAUGAGAUACAUCUUUCUACUGCUCUAUCAUCAAGUUCUAAAUCACUGGAGGGUGAAAUCCCACCAGGAACUUCUACUUUGUUACAGUCACCAGCUCAAAAACCUGCGGCAUCCAUUCAUUUGCAUCAAAUGAGAGAAUCACAUAAAUCCAUCCUUGGUAAGAAGCCUAGCACAUCAACUGGGCAUACAUCAAGGGAUGGAAAUAAUGAUCUUGGUGUAAGUAUUGGCCAUCAUCCAACAUAUCAGCAUCAAUCCCAAUCUUCUCAAGCACAGAACAAGCUUCAUUCUAACUUUAACGUGGGUGAUAAUAGUGGGAAGUCAGGCAAUCAAUAUAAGGUAAAACAACAUCAACAGUAUCUAAAGAAGACAAAUAUUCUAUCUAGUUCUGCAAACAAUGAAAUAUAUUUAGGAUUUCCUGGUAAUUCUAAAGGAAGUAUUUUGGGACAUCCAAGUCGAUCUAUGUCAUCAUCACCAUGUUCUGAAUCACUGGGUGGGACAGAGGCAAAUCCUUUGUCCCCCCUGACAUCAGUAGGGCAAAAACCUGUAAUUCCUACUGAUUUGCAUCAACUGGGAACAGAGUUCAUCUUUGGUAAGAAGCCUAGAGGUGAAUGCAUGCCAAAAAAUGGAACAUUUUGUUUUGGUGCUAGUGAUGGCCAUUAUGAUCCAACAUAUCAGCUAACCCUGUCUUCUAUGUUGCUGAAACAAGACAAUCCAGGUCCUCACUGUCGUAGUGCAUUUGGUCAGCCUUGCUCAAUAACUACAGAUGUUGACAUCUCAAUCCUGCCAUCAGCAGGAAAUAAUGGGUUUCCUUCUUCACAACGACAAACAUGGCCAAGUGGUUCAACCUUUAAAGAUCUUGCUGAUAUUUGUUCUGCUAUCAGUAAGCUGACUAUUUCUGAAUGCCCACAAGGAACUGGUGAUGCCAGGCCUUUGUCUCAAGUUGCGCCUAGUGUUUCUGGACACCCUAGAGGUGUUCACGAGAUCGGAUCCUCUCCACAUCCUAUUCCUAACAUCAGCUUCCAUCCAAAUCAUUCUAAUGCUUAUCCAAGUGUCCAACCUCCUCCAGGUGAUAAUACUUGCAGACCUCCUACACCUAAUCUGUCCUGCAACAUUCAAAAGCCUGGAAAUAAUGGAGAGACGCAAGGAUCUCCACCAAAUUCCUCUAAGCCUGAAGGUACUAUAAGAACUGUGCUGCACGCUUUGGAUAUACUGAAGACUGAAAAGAUGUACCCAACAGAAUCAAAUAUUGCAGACUGUAUACGCUAUGGAGAAAUGAAUUUUCCUGGUUUUGAUGUUAAGAAAGCUCUUGAACUUUCCAUGCGACAUCAAGCGGUCAUUAUGAAGAAGUUAGUAAAUGAUAUGCCUUUAUUCAUUGCAAAAGAUGAAAGCCUCUGGAAAUGUGUGGAUGUAACAAAUAGCAAUGCUAAGCGUCCCAAAGCACUAGAGACAGUUCGUAAGUUCUUAUCAUCCCUCGGUGGCCAUUCAGCAAUAAAGAACUCCGAGUCAAGGUACCAAGCUGCAACCAUAUUGAGGAAAUUCUGCUUGCAGCAGCAUGCCCUUGGCGAUGUCCUCCAGAUUUUGCAUAUUAUAAUUGUCAGAAAGAAGUGGAUUGUGCCUCAUUCUUCAGGCUGGCAGCCGUUGUGCUUCAACACAAUAGUCAUUGAUGCAGCUAGUGAUGCUAUUGGAGAAGUCACGUCUUGAUUCUUAUGCUCUGCUCUUGUGGAAUGGACAUUUUGGCGCGCUGGUGAGGGGCGACUACAAAAUAUCUUCAACAUCUACAUUCAUCUGUUCUUUGGACAUGGCAUGUUGGCUUUUGACAUUCCAUUGCAAGCAAUAAGAUUCCGCAAUAUAGGAGUAGUUUAGAUACAUGUUAUUAGUUAUAAUCAUGGGAGUUUGGUUGUUAGUCCCAAAGAGGGCUGUGAAUAUCCUGUUGGUUUCAUUCCAAGUAAGGGGAAGAACCGCACGGUCACAGUUUCCAUAUGCAUUGGAAGACAUAGUCUGGCAAUUCGGCCAGCAAAUUUGAUUUUGUUCUGUGGUCACCAAGUCAGAGGAGCACAGGAGGGUUUUGUCUUCCUUCUGAGCAGAGGUUGUUGAAGUGGAUUAAUGUGAGCACCGUUAGUUGGUUGCACAACUGCAUGGAAGCGGCAAUGCUUAAACCACUGAAAUUCCAGUGGUUUAUUUCCUGGACCCUCCUCUUAUUGCAUGGUAAGCUGCAGUAGAUGAAGUCAGUUGCUGCUUUAGAAGCCUUGGAUCUUCCUUGUCAUUCAAGGUUUAUAAUUCGUUACGAGAUGCCUUUGUUACGUCUGAAGCUCAAUGAGGCAGCGACUCACUAAUGGGUUAGCGAAGCAAUUGGCCCUGAGGCAGGUCUGUCUAACGCAUUCAGAGCUGCUACCCUGGUUUUGGAUUCGUUUCAGUGCUUGCCAGAAGUUAUUAUCGAUCAUGUUUGCAUGUAUGAUUUUCUUUCCUGUUCUUUAUCUGCCCUGUGCACUUUUGUCAGAUGUUGCUCGUAAGAUUCUGUUUGAUGCUUUUGGUUACUGAACCCAUUGUUGUUCUA
Messenger RNA from Brachypodium distachyon (stiff brome), 4094 nucleotides. RefSeq lists its product as uncharacterized. The coding region runs from base 386 to 3241 and encodes 951 amino acids. The record is from RefSeq and is a predicted model, not a curated record. Gene Ontology annotation, biological process: regulation of gene expression. Lineage: Eukaryota; Viridiplantae; Streptophyta; Magnoliopsida; Poales; Poaceae. Gene Ontology annotation, molecular function: RNA nuclease activity. The transcript has 3 exons. Gene Ontology annotation, cellular component: peroxisome.